AUGACUCUUGAUUACGAAAAAUACGCUACAAGCUCAAAUGACUCCCAUCUUAGAGAUAUACAUCCAGCUGGUUCUAAAAUAGAUAACAAGGAAAAACAACCACAAUAUGUCGAUACGGCAGAAUUUGAACAAGAAUAUUCCGUGCUGGCCGCUGAAGAAGAAGUAAGAAGAAACUUAAAACCAAGGCACAUAUCAAUGAUUGCCCUUGGUGGUACUAUCGGUACCGGUCUUUUUAUUUCCACUGGUGGUGUCAUUGCCAAUGCUGGUCCAGUAUCUUCAUUAUUAUCAUUCUUAUUCAUGACUACUUUAGCAUUCUCCAUUACUCAAUCAUUAGGUGAAAUGGCAACUUUAAUCCCAGUUUCUGGUUCUUUUGUCCAAUUUGUCACUAGAUGGUGUUCUCCUUCUUUAGGUGCUGCCAAUGGUUGGAACUAUUGGUUCUCAUGGGCUAUUACUUUUGCUUUGGAAUUAUCUAUUGUCGGUCAAGUUAUUCAAUAUUGGACUGAUGCUGUUCCAUUAGCUGCUUGGAUUUCUAUUUUCUUGGUUAUCUUAACUGUAUUCAAUUUAUUCCCAGUCAAGUAUUAUGGUGAAGUUGAAUUCUGGGUUGCUUCUAUCAAAGUUGUUGCCGUUGCUGGUUGGAUCUUAUAUGCCUUCAUCAUGGUUUGUGGUGCUGGUAAGACCGGUCCUGUUGGUUUCAGAUAUUGGAGAAACCCAGGUCCAUGGGGUCCAGGUAUCUUAGUUGAAGGUAAUAUCCAUACUGCUCAAUUCUUAGGUUGGCUUUCUUCUUUAAUCAGUGCUGCUUUUACUUUCCAAGGUACUGAAUUAGUCGGUAUUUCUGCCGGUGAAAGUCAUAAUCCAAGAAAAGCCGUUCCUGCUGCCAUUAGAAAAGUCUUAUACAGAAUCCUUAUCUUUUACGUUUUAUGUAUCCUUUUCCUUGGUUUAUUAGUUCCUUACGAUGAUCCUAAAUUAACUAAUGGUGGUUAUACUUCAACCUCCCCAUUCAUUGUUGCCAUGAUCAACUCAGGAACCAAGAUUUUACCAGAUAUCUUCAACGCUGUCAUUCUUGCCACCAUUAUCUCCGCCGGUAAUUCUAAUGUCUAUAGUGGAUCCCGUAUUCUUUAUGGUCUUGCCCAAUCCGGUGUUGCACCAAAAUUCUUCACCAAAUUGAACCGUGGUGGUGUUCCAUACAUUUCUGUUCUUUUCACCGCUGCUUUUGGUGCUUUGGGAUACUUGGCUUGUUCUGAAACAGGUAAUCAAGCUUUCAACUGGUUAUUAAACAUUACUGCCACCGCUGGUCUUAUUGCUUGGGGUUGGAUUGCUUAUACUCAUAUUAGAUUUAUGAAUAUUCUUAAAUCAAGAAAUAUUUCAAGAGAUUCAUUACCUUUCAAAGCAAUGUUCAUGCCUUUUAAUGCUUAUUAUGCUUGUAUUGCCAUCUUUAUCUUGGUAUUCAUUCAAGGGUUCUCUGUUUUCUGGGAUGUCACCGCCAGUGGAUUUUUCACUGCUUAUAUUUCAGUAAUCCUUUUUGUUGUCACUUGGGUCUUCUUCCAUUUCUUAUUUAAUGGAUUUGGAAAGAAAGCAUGGAGUUGGUCAAGCUUUUUGAUUCCUUUGGAUGAAUGUGAUAUUGAUACUGGUGUUAGAGAAAUUGAUGAAAUGGAAUUUGAAGAUAAUGAACCAAAGAAUCUUUGGCAGAAGUUCUGGGAAUUUAUGGCAUAG
This is a messenger RNA of Hemisphaericaspora subhashii, 1710 nucleotides long. RefSeq lists its product as uncharacterized. The record is from RefSeq and is a predicted model, not a curated record. Gene Ontology annotation, cellular component: membrane. NCBI's taxonomy places the organism in Eukaryota, Fungi, Ascomycota, Pichiomycetes, Serinales, Debaryomycetaceae. Bases 1 to 1710 code for a protein of 569 amino acids. Gene Ontology annotation, molecular function: amino acid transmembrane transporter activity. The transcript has a single exon. Gene Ontology annotation, biological process: amino acid transmembrane transport.